CAGGCACUCCAUCUCUCAUCUCAGGUUACCUUUCUUGUAGGCCCAAAGGCCCCCACACGGUGAAAUCAAAAGUGUAAAAGCAUGGUGGCUGUGGCUCCAAUGGCCUCCUUUCUUUAGAAAAUUUGAAACAAAAUGGGACCCAGAAACAGUCCACAGAAAAACUGUCUCUGACGAGCCCAAGCUGUGCCUUCCACUUUCCCAUGUGACUCUUUCACUGCCACUCUGCCGCUCCAAGUUUGCAUUUUUGCUGCUCCUCCUUCCCAAUAAACCAAACAUUCACAUACCCAAAUAACCCAAACUCUCUUUUUCUCCUCUUGGGAUAUAGAGAAAUCCCAAUGCCCUCUUCUGGUUUCUUCAACCUUGUCAUCCUUCUCUGCUCAUUGGGUGUUGCUUUGGGCGGUGACCCUUAUGUGUUCUUUGACUGGACUGUCUCUUACGUCACUGCCUCCCCACUUGGAGUUAAGCAGCAGGUUAUUGGGAUUAAUGGGGAGUUUCCAGGACCGAUUCUUAAUGUCACUACAAACUGGAAUGUUGUUAUCAAUGUGAAGAAUCACCUGGACGAGCCAUUGCUUCUCACUUGGAAUGGAAUACAACAUAGGAAAAACUCUUGGCAAGAUGGUGUAUCAGGGACUAACUGUCCAAUUCAAGCUGGAUGGAAUUGGACAUACGAAUUUCAGGUUAAAGAUCAGAUAGGGAGUUUCUUUUACUUCCCUUCUCUAAACUUCCAGAGAGCAUCAGGUGGAUAUGGCGGAAUCACCAUAAACAACCGAGCUGUUAUUCCACUACCUUUCGCUGUGCCAGAUGCAGAUAUUACCCUCUUCAUUACUGAUUGGUACACAAAGAGUCAUAAGGAACUAAGGAAAGAUGUUGAAAGUGGUACUAGCCUGGGAAUUCCGGACGGUGUGCUCAUCAAUGGAAUAGGUCCCUUUCGCUUUGAUGAGGGACUUAUUAAAGGAGGCAAUCCUUUCCUGACGGUAAAUGUUGAACAAGGAAAAACAUACCGCUUCCGUGUGCACAAUGUUGGUAUCUCAACUAGCUUGAAUUUCAGAAUACAAAAUCAUAACUUGCUUCUAGUGGAGACUGAAGGAUCAUACACAGUUCAGCAGAAUUAUGCAAAUAUGGAUAUUCAUGUCGGUCAGUCAUUUUCAUUCUUGGUUACAAUGGAUCAAAAUGCCAGCAGUGAUUACUACAUUGUUGCCAGCCCUCGUUUUGUCAAUUCAUCUUCAUGGGCUAGAGCUACUGGAGUUGCCAUCUUGCACUACUCCAAUUCUCAAGGACCUGCAUCAGGUCCUCUCCCUGAUCCUCCUAAUGAUUACGACGCAUAUUUCUCAAUGAAUCAAGCAAGAUCCAUAAGGUGGAAUGUUUCUGCUGGUGCUGCCCGUCCAAACCCACAAGGAUCUUUCAAAUAUGGUGAAAUCACUGUCACAGAUGUAUAUGUUAUCCUCAAUAGACCUGCAGAACUUAUAAAUGGGAAGUGGCGCACUACCCUCAAUGGUAUUUCAUAUUUACCACCUUCAACACCCCUUAAGCUCGCCCAGCAGUUCAACAUAUCAGGAGUUUACAAGCUUGAUUUCCCAACUAAACUGAUGAACAGGCCUGCCAAAGUUGACACAUCUCUAAUUAAUGGUACUUUCAAAGGUUUCAUGGAAAUCAUCUUUCAGAACAAUGACUCCACUGUUCAGAACUACCAUUUGGAUGGCUAUGCAUUUUUUGUUGUGGGUAUGGAUAUUGGAGUGUGGACAGAGAAUAGCAGAAGCACUUACAACAAAUGGGAUGGCGUUGCUCGCAGCACUACACAGGUCUUCCCUGGAGCUUGGACAGCCAUAUUGGUUCCUCUUGACAACUCCGGCAUUUGGAACCUUCGUGCACAGAAUCUGGAUUCAUGGUAUCUAGGCCAAGAAGUUUAUGUCAGUGUUGUUAAUACUGAGGUUGAUCAAUCCGAAGCUCCUUUGCCUGAUAAUAUCAUAUAUUGUGGACUACUUUCAUCUUUACAGAAAGACCAGGCUCAGAGAGUCAAGUUUUCUAGCGCACCAUCAAUCUCCCGUUCAAGCUCAACAAUUUUGGUUAUGUUGAUCAUAGCAUGUGGGGCUUUCAUUGGGUGAUCAAGCCGGGAGCAGCUAUAAGCAAAGCAAGCAUUGCAAUUCUUUCCACCGGACUGGCGUUUAACACGCAGUCAUGGUUUUGAGGGAAUGGUGGGAUGCAGAACAUAUGGGCUUCAUUCGUUGUGCAUGGAAAAAAAAUAAACAUAUUGAGUGAGAUGAGAGCAGGAUGUUGGGGGAUAAAACCCAUGUAACAUUAUAGUUGCAAUAUGUGCCAUGUAAUGUAAUUUUACAUUGUAAACGAUGUAUAACUGUAAUUGCAAUGUGUAUCAUUGUAUCUUAAACGCUGCAGGUCAUUUUAGAAGGUAA
Prunus avium (sweet cherry) is the source of this 2408-nucleotide messenger RNA. RefSeq names its product SKU5 similar 3 (gene SKS3). Lineage: Eukaryota; Viridiplantae; Streptophyta; Magnoliopsida; Rosales; Rosaceae. The record is from RefSeq and is a predicted model, not a curated record. Gene Ontology annotation, cellular component: plasma membrane. Gene Ontology annotation, molecular function: oxidoreductase activity; copper ion binding.